AUGCCUAUACCAUGCUCUCGUGGCUACUCGCGUAGCAAAGACCCAGAUCACGUCCCACGUCCACGAAAUGCUUUCAUGCUCUUCCGCUCAGCCUUUGCAGCCGCACAGAAAAUCGGAACGAAUAUUGAGCGUGACAAUAGACACAUCACCCGCAUAAUCGCGCACUGCUGGAAUCGCCUCUCUGAGUCAGAGAAACAGGUUUGGCGUAACAAGGCUGCAACAGAGAAGGCCGUUCAUGCCAUAAAGUACCCAAAUUACAGGUUUCAUCCUGUCCUACGCGCCAAAAAGCCUACCAAACGAAAAGUUCAGAGGAACGGUACAGAAGACAAGAAACGCUGCGAGCAAGUCGCCGAACUGCUUCUUGCAGGCAAGCAUGGCGAAGAACUCGAGGUCGCAGUCAAGGAAAUCGAUGACACUAUGAAAGUAACGACUUUCAUAUCAUCCCCUGGUUCAAGAAGUGGGUUAGCAUCCAAGGGCAUAGAACCUUGUGAAGGUGACUUUGACGGAUGCGAGAUACAACCAUUCCGCAGUCCUCUUCUGCCACCUACUACCAAGUCUACUGGUCCUUCGAUCUACGACAUUGCAGGUGCCACUCAAUUUUCUCCACCGCUUGCUACUAUUAAGACCAUACCAAAAUCCUACGAUUGUAGCGAGCAGCUUUACCAAGCGCCGUAUGACACCAAUCAACCAACAUCGAGUACUUCGCCGGCACAUCCAUUGCUCCUUACCCAGCCUGAUUUUCAUCCUCUGCACCAAAGCUCCAGGCUCUCGCCACUGCCUGUGCCACUUUAUAGCGAACCCUCAACCUUGUUCAUAAACUAUGACGACGAUAAUAUCUCCGCAUUCACACCCUCCCCUCCAGACUUCUCUGACUUCCCAUGGGACACGUUUUCAACCUCGUGCUAUAGUACUCAUUCGUCUCACUCGUACGCAACUUUUCCAUCCUACUGA
Messenger RNA from Suillus plorans, 951 nucleotides. RefSeq lists its product as uncharacterized. Gene Ontology annotation, biological process: regulation of transcription by RNA polymerase II. The coding region runs from base 1 to 951 and encodes 316 amino acids. The transcript is spliced from 2 exons. Lineage: Eukaryota; Fungi; Basidiomycota; Agaricomycetes; Boletales; Suillaceae. The record is from RefSeq and is a predicted model, not a curated record. Gene Ontology annotation, molecular function: DNA-binding transcription factor activity, RNA polymerase II-specific; RNA polymerase II cis-regulatory region sequence-specific DNA binding. Gene Ontology annotation, cellular component: nucleus.